Molecule: messenger RNA, 1977 nt
Organism: Symbiodinium natans
Lineage: Eukaryota; Dinophyceae; Suessiales; Symbiodiniaceae
Source: the annotation of a GenBank genome assembly
AUGGGAGGUGCAAGCUCUUACAUCGCGAUGCUUUGCAUCGCGGGUUUCCUUGGAGCUUCGUGGACAGCGUCGAAAGUGUCCAGGUUGCUUGGUGUCUCUGACAUCGUCCUGGUGAUCACAACCGGCGUGGUCUUCGGGCCUGAUAUCCUGGGGCUCGUCGCCAAAGAGUACACAGUUUGCUCAGAAGCUAGGCACAUUGAUUGUGGGACCAUCGAGGAUGUCACUUACAAGGUUGCGAACAACUUGCCCCUGGGACAGGCCUUGGGAAGAAUCCAGAACAUGGACCUGUGUGAUCCAGCAGAUUAUCACCAUGAUGAUCAUGGCAGUGUCGGUCAUGGCAGUGAUGGCAGCGGACACGGCGAGGACACUUCGCAUGGCACGAUGCCAGGCACAUCCAAUGCGACCCAUGGUGGGGACCAUGCCACCGAGGGUGGCGGUGAGCACUCUGAUGGUGAUCACGCUUCAGGGGACCAUUCUGCUGCAGAUGACCACACAUCGGGCGAGCACUCUGCAGCGGGGGACCACUCCAGUGGCGAGCACUCGGAUGGUCAUAUCCCAGACGACCACAGCAGUGGUGGGCACGAAGCAGCCGAUCAUGGCACUGACCAGGUCUCGCACGGGACCGGGCAUCGGCGUUUAUCCGGUGGUGGCAGCUACACUUCCUAUGAGGAGUGCCUCGUGAAGAGCUGCGAUGCUGAUAUUUCGCACGAGUGCCAGCUCACCCCGGACGUCUUCACAUUGAUUGGUCAUGCAGGCGUGGCUUUGAUGAUUUUCGAGAGCGGCAUGCAUUUUGAUUUCGAGAAGGCCAAGGUCGUCGGCCCGAAGGCAUGUGUUGUUGCAGUCUUGGGCACGAUUCUUCCGCUUAUCACCGGGUCCCUUCUAACGAUGGUUUACGGCUAUGGGUUCUUUCCGCAAGGCAUCUCAGCUGGAACGGCCCUCGCGCCAACAAGCGUCGGAAUCGCCCUCCGACUCCUUGGUGAAGCUGGGGUCUUGCAGGAGAACUUUGGACAGGCCAUCAUCACUGCAGCUUUUGUGGAUGAUAUUCUGUCGCUGGUUCUCUUCAAUGUCCUUUUCUCGCUGGGCGGCGAGUUCGACAUCAUGGCAGUGGUGGUGAACCCCAUCAUCGGCAUCGCCGUCAUGCUGUUCGCGAUGUACCUUGCGAUGAAGUUCUGGCCCAAGUUCAUCAAUGAGUGGCUACUUCCGAAAGUCCCAGUCAAGGAGGGCGCCAAGGUGCCUCAGACAGAUGAGGUUCUUUUCCUGUUGAUGAUUCUUCUUCUGAUUGGGUAUGCAACCAUCACCUACUUCCUGGGCACUCACCUGUGGGGCUGCUUUAUCGCGGGCAUGUCUUUUGCCUGCCUGACUCCGGCGCAUCACGCUCACCAUGUUUGGGUCAAGCAGACAAAGCGCGUAACAUCCUGGAUGAUCAGAAUCUUCUUUGCAUGCACAGUCGCCUUUUCCAUCCCCAUCUCGAAGCUUCUGUCAGUUGAUGCAAUCUGGAAGGGUGCCAUCAUGGGCAUCGGACCUUGCAUCCUCACGAAGGUGUGUUGCGCACCAUUCAUGGGCGAGGCUCGAUGGGUCAUUGGCUGGGCCAUGGUGGGCCGAGCCGAGUUCGCGUACCUGAUCGCACAGAUGGCCGCCGCUGCAAACAUGCUGGACAAGGAUAUGUUCUCCAUCGUCAUUUGGGCUUUGCUUUGGGCAACAAUUUUCGCACCGUUUAUCUUCCGUUACGUGUUGAACCGCUACGUGAAAGCUCAAGGUCUGGGAGACAGAGAGCCAAAUCCUGGUUACGGGGAGGAUGAGGAUGGGUAUUCGAUCUCGGAGCCGCCUUCGGAGAAGGGUGACCUGGCGUCCGACCAAGACUACAAGAUGAAAGUUGAAGAGCUGAACAAGGUUGCUCCUGCAGAGGCCGCGGGGCCCUCAGGGGCGCAGAGCUCUGAAGCUCGCUGUUGUGGUGCCUUCAGCAAGAGCGUGGUGUGA